AUGAUUAGAAGUUCCGGGUCAAAGAAUAAUAACAAUAAUAACCAUGGUUCGAAUUCAAAUACAUCGUCAUCAGGUUCAGGUUUAAUACAGGGUCUCAAAAGGCUAGCAAAUCCACAAUCGUCAUCUUCAGCAGCAGCAUCGCCAACACCACCUAGCAAUCAACGCAUAGAGACGGGCGAUAUCUCUUCACCGAAAAAAGUCAGCGUACCGAGCAGAGUAACAAAUGCUAAUGAUUUAAGACCAUUGAAUCAUCAUUAUAAUCAUCAUCAUAACCACCACCACUCGAGAACACCAUCUCAACAAUCGACUGGUUCCAAAUACACUUAUCCGAAGAGAACAUCUUCAUCUAUAACAGGAGGGAAUCCAUCUUUACCAUCGUCAUCGGCAACACCAAUACCAGCACCAGUAACACCUGGGCAGUUAUCAAGGCAACAGACGAACCAUUCACACGCGAAUUCGCAAUCAUCAGCAGCUAGUGUUCUAUCACAAGGUUCAUUGACAAAUUUGGGUAGAUUUAUGAGGCCUGAUGGUAAGGUUAGGUUAGAUAUGCCACAAGAUUAUCAUGAGGUAGAAAGUCUUUUUGAAGAUAUAAUGUACAAAAGAAACAUUAUGCAAACUUUACCACCUGAGAAACAACAAGAAUUGAGAAACUACGAUAUCGAUAAAAAAUGGUUAAUUGUAAGACAAGAUUUAUCGAGUGAUCUUAAAAAAAUGAUGGCCAAAUCCUCAUCUUCUGCCACUCAAGCUUCAGCAAAUACCACAGAUCUAAGUUUGACCAACACCAUAUCAUCGCAUGAUUAUUCAGAUGCUACCAGUAUCAGGCAUAUGAAAACAAAUGCAUCUUCCAAAAGCUUAAAUUCUAACCUUUACUCCAACGCAAACGCAAAUUCUAGUAAUACAACGGUUAACACAGAAAAGAUUAAUAGGCCUCCGACCUAUUAUGUGAAAAAGAUAAUUGCAGAUGAUUUAACCAUAGAUGAAUUGAACGAUCUUUGGGUUACUUUAAGAACAGAACAAUUAGAUUGGGUAGAUGCAUUCCUGGAGCAUCAAGGUCACAUUGCUAUGGCUAAUGUUUUGAUGAAAUCUCUUUACAAAACGACUCAAGAGGUUAAGUUAACAGAGAAAUCUUUAGAAAGAGAAGCUUCUUAUUUCAAAUGCUUUAGGGUCCUUGUCAUGUUAGCACAAGGUCUUUACGAAUUCACCAAGCAUGCUAUUAUGGCUGAAACCGUUGCAUAUGCUCUUUUCUCGAUAAGAUUACCCACAAGAAAGAUGGCCACAGAAAUUUUCGUUUGCAUGUUGGAGAAAAAAAAUAAGUCAAGGUUCGAUGUGAUAUUAACGGCAUUAGAUAAAAAGUUCAUGAUUGGUGAGAAUUUACAUAUGAUGCAAUUUGUGAAAAACUCUCCUCAGCAAUUUAUUCAUUUAAAGAGGGAUAGUCAGUUCAAAAUUGUACAAGCAUGGUUAACUGGCUUGGAAACCGCCUUACAAGGUCGUGGUAAGAUGGGGUCUCUUGUAGGAGCAUCUGAAGAAGUUAGGGCUGCUGGAGGUGAAAAUUCCAUCUUAGAAUAUUCACAGUGGACUAUGGUUUUUAUUAACCAUUUAUGCAUGGGAACAGAUGUGGUCAAUCAAAGAGUCCUCCUGAGAACAAGAUUAGAAAAUGCGGGGGCUCUUCGGAUUAUGAAUAGAUUCAAAUUACUAGAUUAUGAUAAAAUCACGGCACAGAUAGAAUAUUAUGAAAAUGGGAAAUUGGACGAUAUCAACAAUCUAUUGGAAUCCGAAGGCCGAAAUACUCAAGUCAAUAUGCAAGAUCCUAUGAUGAUGUUACAGACAAUGUGGGAUUAUUGUAAGGGAACUGAAAAUGAGAAGACUUUCAUAUCUUUAAUCAAGCACCUUUUCCUAUCAAGUUCCAAAGUAGCAGAUGAUAGAGGAGAUCCAAGUAAAUUGGCAAAACAGUUGAAAUUGAUGGAUUCUCUAGUAGCUAACGUCUCAGUAUCAGCGGUAGAUGAAGAAUCUAGUGUCAAUGUGGCUAUUCAACGUCUUUAUGAUGCCAUGCAGACUGAUGAAGUCGCCCGUCGUGCUAUCUUAGAGAGUAGACAAUUGACUAAGGAAUUGGAGGAAAUUCAAGCUGAACGUGAUUUCUUACGUCAAAAAUUAAACUCCACAGGUGAUGGGAUCGUUGGCAGAUUAGAGGAAGAAUUAAAACAAAGAGAUGAUAUUUUAGCCAAGAAUCAAAGAGUUAAUCGUCAUCUACAAGCAGAAUUAGAAGAGUUGAAGAAAAAACAUCUGCUAGAAAAACAUGAACAUGAGGUGGAAUUGCGUAAAAUGUUGACAAUCUUAAACGCAAGACCAGAUGAUGAAAACUUGGCAAAAAGCACCAAAGUCACUAAAAGUGUAAAUGGGCUGGAUCCUGAUAGACAGACUAGCAUACAAAAAGCAUUGCAAGAUGGCUUACAACGUACAAGGAAGGAUCUAAGUGUUGAUUCCAAGAGAUUUGGUAUAACGGUUCAACCAAAUAAAAGGUUGAGAAUGCUAAGAAUGAAAAUGGAAGGUAUAGAGCAAGAAGCCAGAGAAUUGGAAAUGACCAAUUUCGCAGAACAUGAAGAGAAGCAAUUAGAAGAGCCUGUAGGUACAGGAACGAAAAAGAAAGCUGGUGUAAGGAAAUUAAGCGAAUUAAGAAAACAGUUAAGUGAUAUUCAAAAAGAGACAAAUGAAGUAACGAAAUUUAAUGUUGAAGAAAGAGUUAAAGAAUUAUUCAAUCAAAAGAGGCUCAAGGCAUUGAAAAGAUUGAAAGAGUUAGAAACUACUUACAAAGGUUUUGGUAUUGAUUUCAAUGCAAAUGCACUAUUGGAAAGCAAAGGAGGGGACAUUCAUUGGAAUGAUGAUGAAAUAGACGGACAAGAUUUACAAGGUGCUCAAGAAAAGAUGGAUGAAAUGGAUCGUAUUGCCAAUGAGCUUACUGCAAUGAAAAUGAAAGUGGAAAUUCAAAAUCAACAACAGCAUACAGAUUCAUCAUCUACAGAAUCCAGUUCUGAAGAUGAUGAUGGAGCUACUGGGAGCCGGACUGACACGGCAAGUGAAUUCUCUCAGAAAUCCUUUGGUUCAGGUGCAGGUUCGUUUUUGGAGGCACUUUCACAGAAAUAUGGUGCUGGCCAAAAUACAACUAUAUCCAAUUCACCAUUUCCUGGUGUUGACAGAAAGAGUAGUAACCACCGAACCUCAUUUGCUAAUCGUAUGAAGAAGUCUAAUGCUACACCUUAUUUUGAUGAAUUAACACGUAAAGUUGCCAAAGCUCCUUCUUUGAAUGAUCCAUCCAGCCCUGGAAGUAACGAGCCCGGUGAUGACGAUACUUUACCUGCAACCUCACCAACGGUUCCUCAAUCCAUCAAUGACACCGUUUCCAAGGAUAAAAAUUCAACUUCCUCCCCAGAGGCUCCUCCUACUUUGGAUCCAGGUUCAGUUCACUCUGAUGAACGGGCUCCACCCCCACCACCCCCAUUACCUAGCAUGCUUUUCGGAGAGAAAGCACCACAACACGGGACUGGAGCACCUGCACCACCACCGCCUCCUCCUCCUCCGCCAUUGCCUAUCUUUAAUCAGGCAUCAGUGAAGGGUUCCACUGCCAUUCCUCCUCCUCCACUACCACCGGCAUUAGGAGGCUCUAACUCUCCAACACCUUCUCCAACUCCACCACCACCACCUCUCUUCGCUGGGCAAAAGAAGAUGUACAGAUCCGAUAUGUCAAACUAUUUGGAGGAAACGCCAACCUUCCGCGACAACUACCCUCAACCUCACAAGAAGUUAAAGCAAUUGCAUUGGGAAAAAUUAGAUGCUACUGAAGAUUCUAUUUGGUCUUCAGGUGUUGCUGAAAAGUUCGCUGGUGAUUUGUAUGAAAAGGGGGUACUAGCUGGGCUAGAAAAGGCGUUCGCGGCAAGAGAAAUCAAAAACCUUGCUACGAAAAAGAAGGAGGAUCUAAAGAAAAUCACCUUUUUGUCUCACGACUUUUCUCAACAAUUUGGUAUCAAUCUCCACAUGUACUCGCAUAUGUCUGUCAAUGAUUUGGUCAUAAAGAUUCUCAAGUGUGACCGUGAUUUCAUGCAAACACCAAGUGUCAUUGAAUUUUUAUCCAAAUCUGAGAUAACCGAGGUUUCUGUGAAUUUAGCUAGAAAUUUUUCACCAUAUUCCACUGAUUGGGAUGGUAUCAAGUCUUUGGAAGACGCUAAACCCCCUGAAAAGGACCCAAACGACUUGCAAAGAGCCGACCAAAUCUAUUUACAGCUUAUUUUCAAUUUACAAGCCUAUUGGGGUUCACGUAUGAGAGCUAUUAAAGUCAUAACAUCUUAUGAUAAAGAGUACCUAGAAUUGGUAACCAAACUAAGGAAAGUGGAUAAAGCUGUUGGCGCUAUUUUGAAAUCAGAAAACCUCAGUAACAUCUUCAAUGUGAUUUUGGCUGUCGGUAAUUUCAUGAAUGAUACCGCUAAAAGGGCACAAGGUUUCAAAUUAUCAACUCUGCAAAGAUUGACAUUUAUUAAAGAUACUAAUAACAGCAUGACUUUCUUGAACUAUGUGGAGAAGAUUAUCAGAGGAAAUUAUCCGUCAUUUAACGAUUUCCUCAAAGAAUUAGAGCCAGUGUUGAAUGUUACCAAGAUUUCUAUUGACCAAUUGGUCAAUGAUUGUAACGAAUAUUGCCAAGCAGUGACAAAUGUGGAAAGAUCUAUAGAAAUUGGUAAUUUGAGUGAUUCGAGUAAAUUUCAUCCGUUGGAUAGGGUGUUAAUUAAGGUAUUACCUGUUUUACCAGAGGCACGUAAAAAAUGCGAUUUACUCGAUGAUGAAGUACGUUUGUCCAUCAUGGAAUUCGAAAAUCUGAUGCAAAAAUAUGGUGAAGAUACAGGUGACAAAUUUGCCAAGAAUUCAUUCUUCAAGAAAUUCGCAGACUUUGUUCAAGAAUAUAAGAAGGCACAGAAUCAAAACUUGAAAGUGGAAGAAGAGGAAAGAGUUUAUGAAAGACACAAGAAGAUGGUUGAGGAGCAACAAAGAAGAGAACAAACGCCAUCUAAGAAUCGUGAUUACGUUGUUAAUGAGGACGAAGACAUUGCGGAUGACGAUGAUCAGGAUAGGCGUGCCAUGAUGGAUAAAUUGCUAGACCAAUUGAAAAAUGCGGGACCUACUACUUCGGACCCUUCAUCUGCUAGAAAGAGGGCUCUGAUGAGAAGGAAAUUACAAGCCGAUAAAGAUGCUGCAGCUCAUUUGAUCAGUGAUUUGGAUAGCAAUGAGGAUUCCAUCGUAUAUUCUCCGAACGCUUCUCAAGACCAAUCCGCAAAUGCAGAAGAAGCUUCACCCACUGUGCAUAAAGGCUCUAAUAAAAACAAUAAACCUGUUUUGUCGGAUUUAGAGUCGCCCAUUAAAGCUUCUAGAAAUGCUGAUAGAAAUAAUGAAAAUGAAGAAGAGGAAAUUUCUGAUAAAGCUAAAAACCUACUAAUGGAACUCAGUGGUAAUGGGGCGCCAACAAGACGUGAAGAAUUGUUGAAUGGACACAAGGAAAGAUUGAGAGCUCGUAGAAGAAGAACCCAAGGUCAUGGGGAAUUAAUAUCCAGUAACAAACUCGCAUUCCUGGAUGACGAAACCCCCCCUGUGACACCGACGGAUAGUGAAUUCAACAGGGACGCUUUGAGUUCUUCACAUUCAAGCCAUCGGGAAACACCUGAUAGUGGCGGUAGGAGUGCUACUGUCACACCCAAUCGUCAUUUUGAAGAACAGCAACAACAGUACCACCAUCAACAACAUCAAAGUGAUGGAAGUUUGAACAACUUAAAAUUCGAAACAAGGACUCAAGAUGCAAGUUAUACAUCUCCCCCCAUCUAUGAAGACACUAUGAGGGAUGAUGCAAGAGAUGAUUCAAGAGAUGAUUCUGCCUCUUUCAAGGACGUUCUAGAGUCUGUGGCGCCCGAAGACGCAGGAUCUACUGAAGAAGAAGCAAGGGAACAACGUUAA
This is a messenger RNA of Zygosaccharomyces rouxii, 5985 nucleotides long. It is a transcript of the gene BNI1, whose product is annotated as formin BNI1. Bases 1 to 5985 code for a protein of 1994 amino acids. The record is from RefSeq and is a predicted model, not a curated record. Gene Ontology annotation, biological process: barbed-end actin filament capping; mitotic actomyosin contractile ring assembly; actin filament bundle assembly. NCBI's taxonomy places the organism in Eukaryota, Fungi, Ascomycota, Saccharomycetes, Saccharomycetales, Saccharomycetaceae. The transcript has a single exon. Gene Ontology annotation, cellular component: mating projection tip; cellular bud neck; cell division site. Gene Ontology annotation, molecular function: small GTPase binding; actin binding.